Babesia sp. Xinjiang is the source of this 3738-nucleotide messenger RNA. It is a transcript of the gene mtr4, whose product is annotated as ATP-dependent RNA helicase mtr4. The record is from RefSeq and is a predicted model, not a curated record. Gene Ontology annotation, biological process: mRNA splice site recognition; RNA catabolic process; maturation of 5.8S rRNA. Lineage: Eukaryota; Apicomplexa; Aconoidasida; Piroplasmida; Babesiidae. Gene Ontology annotation, cellular component: nucleus; U1 snRNP. Bases 1 to 3738 code for a protein of 1245 amino acids. The transcript has 9 exons. Gene Ontology annotation, molecular function: RNA helicase activity; mRNA binding; ATP binding.
AUGGAAGACGCGCUCAGUAUGUUCAACGCUUUCGAAGUCAGGACCUCUAACAAGGUCAUGGAGUAUGAUCCAGAAUCGUUCUCAACAGCCCCUGGAUUUGUAGGAGCAUCUGAACAUAAACUAGCCGCGCAAGUCAUACUUGAGAGGCUGCCAGGAGGCAAAAAUUGCACUCAUCAUAGGCUAAAACCAGCAGGAUAUGAAACAGAACAGUACAAAACUGCAGAACCAGCACGAAAUUACCCAUUUACACUCGACGAUUUUCAAAAAAAAUCUAUAGAAUGUCUAGAAAGGGGUGAAAAUGUAUUGGUAUGCGCACAUACAUCUGCAGGAAAAACAGUUGUGGCAGAAUACGCCAUCGCAAUGGGAUUAAGAGAUCAAAGGAGAAUCAUAUACACCAGCCCUAUCAAGGCACUAAGUAACCAGAAGUACAGGAAUCUAUGCGAUGAGUUCGUAGAUGUUGGACUUAUGACAGGUGAUGUAACGCUUAAUCCAGAGGCUUCAGUCAUGGUCAUGACCACUGAAAUUCUAAGAUCCAUGCUAUACAGAGGUAGCGAAAUAGUACAGGAAAUGAAAUGGGUCAUUUUUGAUGAAGUACACUACAUGAGGGAUGCAGAAAGAGGGGUUGUAUGGGAAGAAACGAUUAUACUCAUACCUCAAAAAGUACACCUAGUCUUUCUAUCUGCCACUAUACCAAACUCAAUAGAGUUUGCUGAAUGGAUUUGCAGAAUCAAAAAUAUGCCAUGCAAUGUUAUAGCAACCGACUACAGGCCAACGCCACUACAACAUUAUAUAUAUUCACCAGAGUCAAAAGGUGUUUUCCUUGUUGUAGACGACUCCGGGAGGUUUAGGCAAGAUGCGUUCCUAAAAGCAGUUGGAAGUAUGGAUACAGUGGAAGAGGGACGACGCAAAAGAGGCAGAAAUACAAAAGAUAUAGAUUCUGUAGUGGCAAUGUGUAAUGACAAACAAUUUACACCGGUUAUAGUAUUCGCAUUCUCUAAAGCUGAAUGUGAAGCUAAUGCCACAGCACUCAGAUCACUGGAUAUGACAGAUGAAGCAGAAAAAUCACUCAUCAAUGAAAUAUAUCAAAAUGCUAUGGCAACAUUAGCAGAUGAUGAUAGACAACUGCCACAGGCAGUGUUUAUGCUACCCCUACUUAAAAGGGGAAUAGGGAUACACCAUGGAGGACUGUUACCAAUUAUUAAGGAAAUCAUAGAAAUACUCUUCCAGGAAGGACUUAUCAAGGUACUAUUCAGUACGGAAACAUUCUCAAUGGGGGUCAAUAUGCCAGCAAGAUGUGUAAUUUUCACAAAUCUCAGCAAAUGGGAUGGACAAGUUAAUCGGCUUAUCACAUCAGGAGAAUAUAUACAAAUGGCAGGAAGGGCCGGUAGACGUGGAUUGGAUGAACAUGGUCUUGUUAUCAUCAUGAUGGAACGAGGAAUCAAACCAGAAGAAGCAAAAUCAAUCUUUUUGGGGAAAGCUAAUAGAUUGGAUAGCUCAUUCCAUCUAGGUUACAACAUGCUACUGAACCUAAUAAGGAUAGAAAACACAACACCAGAGUUCAUGAUAGAACGAUCGUUUCUACAAUUCCAAAGAGAUGCGAAUGCAAGAAAGUACCAAGGUGAACUUAUACGGGUGCGCAAGGAAAUUGAAGAAAAAAAAGCAUCGAUUAGACACGAAGAUUUGGUAGAACUCACACAAGUGUACACUCUACGCAAAGAAAUAGCACAGAUUAAGGGAAGUAUAGGCAGGUUAGUAUCCAGGGAUCUAAGGAUACUCAACUUCCUCAACUUUGGUAGAGUAGUCAAACUAGAAAAUGAAGGCGUAGUUUGGGAAUGGGGGAUCGUCUUUGCAACACCCAAGGUGAAAAUUAGGAGAAGUGCACAAGAUAAACAGAAAUUCUACAUUGUAGAUUGCCUCGUACUAUGCGAUCGUGAUAACAUCACCGCUAACAAGAAGAACGCUCCAAUACCCGCGAAGGAUCCUUAUAACGGCGUAUUCGUAAUAGUACCGUUCGCAAUCGAAUGUGUUAAAGAGAUCAGCCAGAUAAGGAUGCAAAUACAACAAGAUUUUAGAGUUAACAGUGAUUUGUGCCAAUCUACAAUGCGUGCAAAGUAUAUGCAGAUGCUAGAUUAUAUCAAGACACUGCCGUCACCGCCAAUGCUAGACCCUGUGGAACAUAUCAAGAUCGAUACACCCGAAAUGAGGGGGCUGCUUAACCAGAUAACAGCACUUGAGCAACAGUUGGGGGCUUGUAAGGUGCUAGUUAGCGGCGAAUAUGAGGCCAAGUAUGCCUCAUUUAUGGAAUAUGUAGAAGCACAAACGAAAGAAAGGGAAGUAUUGGAAAACAUAGAGAGGUCACAUCAAAUAGUCAUGAAAGAAGAAUUGAAACACAUGAAAGAUGUAUUGAGGGUGUUAAAUUAUGUAGACGAUCAAGGAAUAGUUACUAUCAAAGGUAAUGUAGCAUGUGAAAUUAAUGCUACAGACGAAUUGGUUGUAGCAGAGAUGUUCUUACGUAACUAUUUCGAAAGUAUGGAACCGGAGUACAUAUGUGCAGCGUUAAGUUGCCUAGUGGUGGAUGAAAGGAAAGAUGAUAAAAAACCUACUGACCUAAAGCUGGCAGAGGCACACAACAAGAUACAGGAAAUUGCAAGAGAUAUCGCAAAUGUCAUGGUAGACAAUCACCUUGAUUUGAACGUUGAGGAUUUCGUAAACAAGUUCAAACCAACGAUGAUGACGGUAGUCCUUAGGUGGGCCAAGGGCCAGUCAUUCGCAGAGGUAAUGUCGGAAUCUACCCUUUUUGAAGGCUCAGUGAUCCGAUGUGUGAGAAUGGAUGAGAUACGCGCACAAUGGGAAGCUCUUAUGGGCAAUUUCGAAAAUCCCGUAGAUUCUAAAGCCGGAAAGAACUUCCAAGAUAGCGAUGUAUGUAAAAUGUAUCUAGUAGGGGUGUGCCCAUACGAGCUAUUUGAAAAUACGAAGCAUUACAUGGGACCAUGUCCAAAGAUACAUUGCGAUGAAUUAAGAACAGAGUAUUUAGAAGAAAGGAAGAAACGAUACUAUGGAUAUGAAGCGGAUACCCUGCGAUUCAUUAUACCCCUCAUUGAGGAUUGCGAUCGCAGGGUACAAAGAGGACGCCUGAGGGCAGAGGAUGAUGUGGCAUGCAAACAGACAACGUUGGAUGAAGGUACAGUAGAAGAAGCGAAACGUAUAGAUGCAGAAAUUGAAAGAAAGAUGCAAAUUGCCAACGAACUUGGAAUGAAAGGAGAGGUCGAGGAAUCGUUCAAAGUUUUAGAAGAAGCAGAAUUAUUAAAGAAAAACAAACUUGAAAUGCUUGAAAAAGCAGGAGAAACAUCUUAUCAAUCACGCAUCAAACCAUGUGAUAUAUGCGGUGCACUACUCUCAGCAACGGAUACUGACCGUAGACUCACUGAACAUUACAGUGGGAAAAUACAUAUCAGUUACCAAAAACUAAGAGAUAUGUCCAAAUUGUUAACAGAAUAUAUUAAAGAACGUACAGCAGACCGCAAUCUUAUAGUAGCAGAAAUAGAAGUGUCGAACGCAGCUCAAGCAGAUCAUAUGGAAACAGAAGAUCAUCAACAAGGAAACAUAGUCGUAGUUCAAGGUCAAGAAGCUCCAGUAGUAGCCAAAGUGGUGGUGGCAGUAGUAGUAAUAGGAAAUCACACCGCAGACGUAGCAGGUCACGUGACAAGAGUACCAGGAGAUAUUAAGUCAUUUCGAUAA